Haliaeetus leucocephalus (bald eagle) is the source of this 3014-nucleotide messenger RNA. RefSeq names its product tripartite motif containing 8 (gene TRIM8). The record is from RefSeq and is a predicted model, not a curated record. The transcript has 7 exons. Bases 477 to 2132 code for a protein of 551 amino acids. Lineage: Eukaryota; Metazoa; Chordata; Aves; Accipitriformes; Accipitridae.
GAAGCAAAUCUGUGGGGCUGCAGAGAGAAUUCAUUUUUUCGCCAUCGUCAUCGUCGCUAUUAUUAUUAUUUUUUAAUCUUCCUCCUUUUCCCAUUUUGGAUCUUAACCCUUUGAUCUGUUUCCUUUAAAAGACUCUGAUUCCCAACUCCCAUCAGGGGAGAGGGAGGAGAAAUACAGGGGAGGAAAAAAAAACCAACAAAAAAAACCCGAGCGAGUCCGUGCUCUCAGCUGUUAGCCAGGUUGGUGGGGGACAAAAGUCCCUUUAAAAUAUUGAAUGUCAGUUGCAAACCUAAGAAAAGAAAAAUCCGAUCCGGAGCGCUAAAUUUAGGAGCUUUAUAUGGAACUUGGACUCUGCUGCUGGAUUUUGUAUGGAUUUUUUUCAACCUUUGGGAGGACAGACCCCGGCGUCCGCCCCUAGACCGCACUGAGCGACCGAAGCGGGUGGGGGGAAACGUCGCCAGAGACUGCCGGCAGAGAUGGCCGAGAAUUGGAAGAACUGCUUCGAAGAGGAGCUCAUCUGCCCCAUUUGCCUGCACGUCUUCGUGGAGCCGGUCCAGCUGCCCUGCAAGCACAACUUCUGCCGGGGCUGCAUCGGGGAGGCGUGGGCCAAGGAGUCGGGCUUGGUGCGGUGCCCGGAGUGCAACCAGGCCUACAACCAGAAGCCCAACCUGGAGAAGAACCUGAAGCUCACCAACAUCGUGGAGAAGUUCAACUCCCUCAACCUGGAGAAGCCCCCCUCCGUCUUGCACUGCGUCUUUUGCCGUCGGGGCCCGCCGCUGCCGGCCCAGAAGAUCUGUUUGAGGUGCGAGGCCCCGUGUUGCCAGUCCCACGUCCAGACCCACCUGCAGCAACCCUCCACGGCCCGGGGCCAUCUCCUGGUGGAGGCGGACGACGUGCGGGCCUGGAGCUGCCCCCAGCACAACGCCUACCGCCUGUACCACUGCGAGGCCGAGCAGGUGGCCGUCUGCCAGUUCUGCUGCUACUACAGCGGGGCCCACCAGGGACACUCGGUCUGCGACGUGGAGAUCCGCCGCAAUGAGAUCAGGAAGAUGCUGAUGAAGCAGCAGGACCGCCUGGAGGAGCGGGAGCAAGACAUCGAAGAGCAGCUCUACAAGCUGGAAUCAGACAAGCGGCUGGUUGAGGAGAAAGUGAGCCAGCUGAAGGAUGAGGUGCGCCUGCAGUAUGAGAAGAUGCACCAGAUCUUGGAUGAGGACUUGCGGAAGACCAUGGAGAUCCUGGACAAGGCCCAGGCCAAGUUCUGCAAUGAGAAUGCAGCUCAGGUUCUCCACCUCAAUGAGCGCAUGCAGGAGGCCAAGAAGCUCCUCAGCUCUGUCCAGGUCAUGUUUGACAAAACCGAGGACAUCAACUUUAUGAAGAACACCAAGUCUGUGAAAAUCUUAAUGGACAGAACCCAGAACUGUACAGGUGGCAGCCUGCCCCCACCCAAAAUCGGCCACCUCAACUCCAAGCUCUUCCUGAACGAGAUCGCCAAGAAGGAGAAGCAGCUCAGGAAGUUGCUGGAAGGUCCUCUGAGCACCCCCGUCCCCUUUCUGCAGAGCAUCCCCAUGUACCCCUGCACCGUCAGCAACUCCGGCGCGGAGAAGCGCAAGCACUCCACCGCCUUCCCCGAGGGCAGCUUCCUCGAGCCAUCGUCUGGGACUGUGGCGAGCCAGUACAUGAGCCAGGGCGCUUCGGCUGGCGAGGGGCAGUCCGCACAAGCCAUGGUGCCUUGUAGCUCCACGCAGCACAUAGUUGGACUUCCCAGCGGCCCGCAGCCGGUGCACUCGGGCUCCGUCUUCAACCCAUCUCACUACCCCAACACCACGUCAUCUCAGCAGUCCGUGCUCUCCCAGUACGGCGGGCGCAAAAUCCUCGUCUGCUCCGUGGAUAACUGUUACUGUUCCUCCGUGUCCAACCACAGCGGGCACCAGCCCUACCCACGGUCAGGGCACUUCCCCUGGACGGUCUCCUCGCAGGAGUACUCCCACCCGCUGCCGCCCGCCCCCGCCGUCCCCCAGUCGCUCCCGGGACUUGCCGUGAGGGAAUGGAUUGACGCAUCCCAGCAGCACGGGCGGCAGGAUUUCUAUAGGGUCUACGGCCAACCAUCGGCGAAACACUACGUCACCAGUUAACCGUCACACUCUCCGGAGAGUCCCACUUGAUGACGCGUUCGGAGAGAAAAGUCUGGUUUGGUUUGGCUUUUCUUUUUUUUUUUUUUUCCUUUUAAAUCAAACCCAAUUUUUUCCCUGCCUCGUGCCCCUCCAGGAUUUUGGGGAGGGUUGUUCUCUCAUCUCUCUCUCUCUUUUUUUUUUAAAUCCUUUUAAAAUGAAAUAAUAAUUUUUUUUCCUUUUAAUUCCUUUUUUUAAUUUAAUUUUGGAAAGUCCUUCCUGCCCCUCGCUGGGAAAAGACGAGGGAGAAAUUACCGAGAAGAAAUUGAUGGGGAUUUCAGUCAGGCGUCUGGGUCUGUGCGUUGCGCUCUUCUUCGCUCCUCUCUGCCUUUGGAAAACUUCAGAAGGGACAAUGGCACCUUCUCUCUUUCCAUUUCUCCAAGUUCAUUUUUCCUGGUUUGGUUCAGUUUUUCCCCUUUCCCCACCCCUCUCUUUUCCUUUUUAAAAAGAAAAAAAGAAAAAAAUCUAUCAUUGAUUCAGUAUGAAAUGAUACUUGUAGAUUUUGGGUUUGUUACUUUUUUUUUAAAGGCUGAUUUUUUUUUUUGUGUUACGAGGCCACUUCUCAUGCAUAUUGGCAUUUUUUUUUCCUUCUUUCAGAGAUUUGUAAAUACACAAUGGCAGGAAAUUUAAUGCACAAAAAAAGGGAAAAGAAACUUUAAAAAAAAAAACACGAAUAAAUAAAUAAAAAAAAAAUCUGUUCUAGUUUUCAGGAGGGGAAGCGUGGCCGAAAUGCACCCCCCUCCUGCGUAUCGCUGAUGCAACUUCCUGUAACAAGCACUUUGUAUAAAAAAAAAAGUGGACUUCCUGCUAUAAGGCACAGGUAUUUAUUCUGUAACCGAUUUUAGA